UGUAGUUUACAAGUUUUUAUCCGUAACAAAUAAUGUCAAUACUACAGGGGUGUAAACCCUAAGAAUAUUAUCGUCCGCUCAAGAGUCAAGCUGUAUUUUCGUCUUCUCUAAUCAUCGGCUAUUGGGCUAUUUGCUUAGGGCUACCAAUUUUGAGAACAGAGCAUCACUCUUUUGCCACAUGCAGAUUUGAGAACUCAAUUGAUCAAUCAUGUCAACUUUUGCGAAGCCCGAAAAUGCACUCAAGCGAGCUGAAGAGUUGAUCAAUGUUGGUCAGAAGCAAGAUGCGUUGCAGGCACUUCAUGACCUUAUUACAUCAAAAAGGUAUAGAACAUGGCAGAAGACGUUGGAGAAGAUUAUGUUUAAAUACAUGGAACUUUGUGUCGACAUGAGGAAAGGCCGCUAUGCCAAAGAUGGUUUAAUUCAAUAUCGAAUUGUGUGCCAACAAGUGAAUGUGAGCUCUUUGGAGGACGUUAUCAAGCAUUUCAUGCACCUUUCUACCGAGAAGGCUGAGGUUGCUCGUAAUCAAGCUCAAGCACUUGAAGAAGCACUUGAUGUUGAAGAUUUAGAAGCAGAUAAGCGUCCAGAAGAUCUAAUGCUAAGCUAUGUUAGUGGAGAGAAGGGGAAAGACAGGUCUGACCGUGAACUUGUUACACCAUGGUUCAAAUUUUUGUGGGAGACAUACAGAACCGUCCUGGAAAUUUUACGUAACAAUUCAAAAUUGGAGAGUCUUUAUGCGAUGACAGCACAUCGUGCUUUUCAGUUUUGCAAGCAAUAUAAACGUACCACAGAGUUCCGUAGACUCUGUGAAAUAAUCAGGAAUCAUUUGUCGAAUCUGAAUAAAUACAAAGAUCAACGAGAUAGACCUGAUUUAACAGCUCCAGAAACUUUACAAUUGUAUCUUGACACAAGAUUUGAGCAACUAAAGAUUGCCACAGAACUUGAACUUUGGCAGGAAGCAUUUCGUUCUGUUGAAGAUAUUCAUGGCUUGAUGUGUAUGGUUAAGAAGACCCCCAAGUCUUCUUUGAUGGUUGUUUACUAUGCCAAACUCACUGAGAUAUUUUGGAUUUCCGGAGGCCAUCUGUAUCAUGCAUAUGCUUGGCUCAAGCUUUUCUUGCUUCAAAAGAAAUUCAACAAGAACUUGAGUCAAAAGGAUUUGCAAACGAUUGCAUCAUCUGUUGUUUUGGCUGCCCUUUCGGUUCCUCCUUAUGAUCAUGCACGCGCUGCAUCUCGUUUGGAACUUGAAAAUGAGAAAGCGCGCAACCUGCAAAUGGCGAAUCUUAUCAAUUUUAAUCUUGAUCCCAAAACUGAGAGCAGAGAAGUGCUCUCGCGCUCAGCUCUUUUGUUGGAACUGGUGUCCAAAGGUGUAAUGUCUUGUGUGCUUCCAGAAGUAAAAGAUCUAUAUCAUCUUCUAGAGCAUGAGUUUCUCCCCUUAGAUUUGCCUUUGAAGGUGCAGCCAUUGUUGAAUACAAUUUCUAAGCUUGGAGGCAAACUUGCUUCAGCGUCUUCUGUACCAGAAGUGCAAUUGUGUAAGUAUGUUCCUGCAUUGGAGAAGCUAGCAACCCUGAGAUUGCUGCAGCAGGCUUCUCAAGUUUAUCAGUCAAUGACUAUUGAGAGUUUAUCCAAGAUGAUUCCAUUUUUUGAUUUUUCUGUUGUGGAAAAAAUAUCUGUUGAUGCUGUCAAGCACAAGUUUUUGACCAUGAAGAUUGAUCACAUGAAUGGUGCUGUUUCAUUCAGUAUUUUGGAUCCCGAAUCUGAUACCUUCAGGAACCACCUCACAGUGUUUGCUGAAUCUCUGAAUAACGUAAGAUCUAUGAUAUAUCCUUAUGUAAACAAGGCUUCAAAGGUUGGAGAUAUUUUGCCUGGUUUAGCUGAGGUUGUGGAAAGGGAACACAAGAAGCUUCUUGCUCGUAAAAUAAUUAUUGAACAGCGCAAGGAGGAACAAGAACGUCAAAUUUUGGAGAAGGAACGUGAGGAAGAGUUGAGGAGAUUACAGCAGCAGAAAAAUAACGAGGAAGCGGAGCAAAAAAGACUUGCUUUUGAGUUUGAAAGGAGGAAAUUGCAGCGUAUUCAAAAGGAAAUCGAGGAGCGUGAGAUUGAAGAAGCAAAAGCGUUGCUUCAGGAGAAGUUUGAUAAGUUUGGCAAAAAAGUGAAGAAAACAGUUCUGGAGGGGGAUAAGUUGACAAAAAAAGAAUUGAUGGAGCUGGCCCUCAAUGAGGGGGUGAAACAGAAACAAGAAAUGGAGAAAAAAUUGCAGAAGUUAGGCAAGCAGAUGGACUACCUGGAGAGAGCUAAACGAGAGGAGGAAGCUCCACUUAUUGAUGAUGCAUAUCAAAAGCGCCUAGUGGAGGAACAGCUUUUGCAUGAACGCGAGCAACAGCUUGAGGUUGAACUCAGCAGACAACGUCAUGAUGGUGAUGUUCAGGAAAAGAACAGACUAGCUCGUGUACUGGAAAACAAGAGGAUUUUACAAGAAAAAAUCGUGAACCGCCGCCAAGCUGAAUUUGAAAGGUGGCGCCAGGAGAGGGAGGAGCAUAUCCGUGUAAUUCUCCUAGAGCGUAAACAAGAAAGGGAAACUAAGCGCAAGAUGCUGUUCUUUUUGAAGGCUGAAGAGGAAAGAUUGAACAAGCUGCGUGAAGACGAGGAAAUACGGAAGCGUGAAGAGGCUGAGAGAAGAAGAAAGGAAGAGGCUGAGCGCAAAGCUAAGCUGGAUGAAAUUGCAGAGAAGCAACGUCAAAGAGAGCGGGAACUUGAAGAGAAGGAGAGGCUGCGUAAACAGCAGAUCCUUGCUGGUGAAGCUGCUCGUCCUUCCGAGACAUCUGAUAGGCCUCAGCCAGAGGCUGCACAAGUUGUUGCUCCUGCAGCAGCAGCUGCUGCUGCUCCUGCACCUGGGAAAUAUGUCCCUCGACACUUGCGUGAAAAAGCUGCUGAAGUUUCUAGCUCUUUGCAGGCUCCACCAGCUGAGCCUGAUCGCUGGGGAAGAAGGGAUGAUCUCCGCCCUUCGGCUGAUAGAUGGCGAAGUGAUGAUCGUCAAUCCUCGGGUUCUGGUGCUUUUGGUGGCAGUUCAAGGCCUCGCUAUGUUCCUCCGCGUAGGGGUUCUUAAAUUUGUUGACCACCGCUGCUACAAUUGACAUUACCGAGAUCACUUGGUAUUGUUCGCCUGUAACAUGCUGCUGCUCUCAGAGACUCAGAGUUCUACCUCUUUCAAUUUUGGUUUCAAUGUUCGUAUAUGUAUGCUGCUACUAGCUUAAACCCGUGCCAUUGUUGUCACACAUAUUUGCAUUAGACGUCGUUAAGUGCUAUAGACGACGAGCUGUAGUUUUGUGGAUUUCAUUAUCUAGAUUUGGUCACUCUGAAGGAUUAUCUCCAAAUCAUCAACAGAUUAUAAUUAAUUUUGCAUAUUGGGUUUGAACCCUUCUAGAAUUUUCUUGAGGAUGCAGGUUAAAUCAAUACAAAAUUCAUCAGGUUUCGUUCUUUGAUUGGUUUUAUUUUAAGAUUUUGAAGUUUAGUUUGAGGGUUGUAUUGGAAACUUGUUGAAACAUCCAUCGUGUUGCAAACCUUAUAAUAUUACUCAUUUUUUUAA
Messenger RNA from Amaranthus tricolor (Joseph's coat), 3580 nucleotides. Its product is annotated as eukaryotic translation initiation factor 3 subunit A-like. Gene Ontology annotation, cellular component: eukaryotic translation initiation factor 3 complex, eIF3e; multi-eIF complex; eukaryotic translation initiation factor 3 complex, eIF3m. The record is from RefSeq and is a predicted model, not a curated record. Lineage: Eukaryota; Viridiplantae; Streptophyta; Magnoliopsida; Caryophyllales; Amaranthaceae. Gene Ontology annotation, biological process: formation of cytoplasmic translation initiation complex; translation reinitiation. The transcript is spliced from 14 exons. Gene Ontology annotation, molecular function: translation initiation factor activity; mRNA binding. Bases 209 to 3100 code for a protein of 963 amino acids.